GCGCAGUUCGGACAUCUGCACUCCUCCGUCCAGUUACAGGCGGUCCUGCCCCCGUGGCCGCCCGGGGCCGCCCAAGCCCUCCGGGACGGAGAGAAUAGGGGACGCGUUGCGCAAGGUGGAGGCAGACACCUGGGCGGGCGCUAGGACCCGGGCGGCGCACCUGUUGGCUGGGCCCGGGGCCCCGCCCGCCCGGCCUCCGCCCCGAGUGCGGGACCGGCGGGGGCGAGGCGGGAGUGGCGGUGCCUGCGGAGGGCACCGGCCCGGCGUGGCAGCGGCGGCGGAGUGCGGCCCCGGGCACACCAUGGCCGAGCUGCUGCGGAGCCUGCAGGAUUCCCAGCUCGUCGCCCGCUUCCAGCGCCGCUGCGGGCUCUUCCCCGCUCCGGAUGAAGGCCCCCGGGAGAACGGCGCGGACCCCACGGAGCGCGCGGCGCGAGUCCCCGGGGUCGAGCAUCUCCCCGCAGCCAACGGCAAGGGCGGCGAGGCCCCGGCCAACGGGCUGCGCAGAGCCGCGGCGCCGGAGGCUUAUGUACAGAAGUACGUUGUGAAGAAUUAUUUCUACUAUUACCUAUUCCAAUUUUCAGCUGCUUUGGGCCAAGAAGUGUUCUACAUCACGUUUCUUCCAUUCACUCACUGGAAUAUUGACCCUUAUUUAUCCAGAAGAUUGAUUAUCAUAUGGGUUUUGGUGAUGUAUAUUGGCCAAGUGGCCAAGGAUAUCUUGAAGUGGCCCCGUCCCUCCUCCCCUCCAGUUGUGAAACUGGAAAAGAGACUGAUUGCUGAAUAUGGAAUGCCGUCCACCCACGCCAUGGCGGCCACCGCCAUUGCCUUCACCCUCCUUAUCUCUACUGUGGACAGAUACCAGUAUCCAUUUGUGUUGGGACUGGUGAUGGCCGUGGUGUUUUCCACCUUGGUGUGUCUCAGCAGGCUCUACACUGGGAUGCAUACGGUCCUGGAUGUGCUGGGUGGCGUCCUGAUCACCGCACUCCUCAUCGUCCUCACCUACCCUGCCUGGACCUUCAUUGACUGCCUGGACUCGGCCAGCCCCCUCUUCCCCGUGUGUGUCAUAGUUGUGCCAUUCUUCCUGUGUUACAAUUACCCUGUUUCUGAUUACUACAGCCCAACCCGGGCGGACACCACCACCAUUCUGGCUGCCGGGGCUGGAGUGACCAUAGGAUUCUGGAUCAACCAUUUCUUCCAGCUUGUAUCCAAGCCCGCUGAAUCUCUCCCUGUUAUUCAGAACAUCCCACCGCUCACCACCUACAUGUUAGUUUUGGGUCUGACCAAAUUUGCAGUGGGAAUUGUGUUGAUCCUCUUGGUUCGUCAGCUUGUACAAAAUCUCUCACUGCAAGUAUUAUACUCAUGGUUCAAGGUGGUCACCAGGAACAAGGAGGCCAGGCGGAGACUGGAGAUUGAAGUGCCUUACAAGUUUGUUACCUACACAUCUGUUGGCAUCUGCGCUACAACCUUUGUGCCCAUGCUUCACAGGUUUCUGGGAUUACCCUGAGUCUCAAACAGUUGGAAACUAGCCCACUGGACAUGAAAGCCAAGACAUAGGAAAAUUAUUGGUAGGCAAAUCUUGACAACUUAUUUUUCUUUAACAACAAAAAAAGUCAUACGGCUGUCUUGCUACUACCAGAUAAAUGAUGCUGCCGUGUGAAAGGAAAAACUGUCUCAUAGCGGUCAUUAGUCUGUAGUGGUUAUGCUACAGUUGAACCCAGGCUAAAAACCGUAAUCCGGAUCUUUAAAGGCACACCCCCACCCCGGCCCCUGCUCCUCUUUCUGUUGCAUGGACUUUGGACCUAGUCAUGGGCUGGCAGGAAUUGUGGCCUGGCUUAGGAAUAGCUAUGAGCCCCACUGGGUUCUGGAGAGCCAGUAGAGAUGGGGUGAUCUGGGAGGCUGGAGGUAGAGCCUUUCUUUUCCGUUACAACCUUGCCUAGCAUGGAGUCUUAUUUCUAAAAUGGGAACUUUGGUCUAGGAGAAGGGGUGGCGCCAUAUGAAACUGCAUUCCUUGGACAGGGUGACUUCCUUAUCGUUUAUUUGGUGUUUUUUUGUUUUGUUUUGUUUGAGACAGGAUCUUGCUCUGUUUCCCAGGCUGUAUUACAGUGGCACAAUCUCAGCUCACUGCAAACUCUGCCUCCCGGGCUCAAGCAAUCCUCCUGCCUGAGCCAACUGAGUAGCUGGGACUGUAAGCAUAGACCACCAUGCCCAGCUAAUUUUUGUAGAGACAGGGUUUCUCCAUGUUGCCCAGGUACGUCUGAAACUCCUGGGCUUAAGUGAUCCACCCACCUCAGCCUCCCAAAGUGCUGGGAUUAUAGGCAUGAGCCACUGUGCCCGGCCUCCUCCUUGUUAUGAUCAAAUUAGACUGUGCCUGGUUGGGUGGUAAGAUCACUCUGAAAGAAAGCUCACUGUGAAGAGAUGAAAGGUGGAGGCAGAGCUGUGAGGUCAUGGGGAAAAGCCUGCUUUCCUUAUAAGUCCUGCUGUUCAUGUUGGAAUAAGGAUCUGCUCUUCCUUGUUUCCAUGCAUUUUGCAGGAUUCCAGGUACCAUUACCACACUCUUCUGACCCAUGAAACCAACUGGCUGCUCACACAUCACCAAACAGGUUGGGGGUUAGCCUUCAGCACAGGUGGAUACAUCUGGGAUUCACUGAGAGUCCUGCCCUCUCCUGCUUCCUAGUGGUUUGGGACAGGCCCUCUGCCCAUCGUCAGCAGUUUUUUGCUUUCAUACAAACCUGGAAGGCACUGGCAUCUGCCUAGGAAAGUGGAUCUGUGAAGAACAGAUGAACUCAAUCCUUUCUGGAGUCUGACAAAGAAGGGAGAGGCUUCCUUGACAUUGCCUGGUCCUGACAAGGCCUCCCUGACAUUACUCCUCCAAUUUCACAGUUACCUUCUGUAAAUCUAUUUUCUCAUCUACUGAAUAGAAUCAGGCGCCCUUUUUGUCUUCCCACCUCUUAUCUCUCGGCAAUUUUAAGGGGAAUUAAUGCAAGAACAACUUUAGUGUCUCUUGGGAAAACAAGCCAACCAAAUACAAAACCCAUUAAGCCUACUAGGGUGAGUCCUCUUAACAUGGGAAGGCGAUGAUUAUGCAAACACCAGAGUUCCCUCCUCUUCAGUUCCUAAGAAUAAAGAACAGGUAUCAAGAACUUUCUUUAAAGUUAGUGUAACUAUAGUUAACAAAGUAUCCAUUGAAGUUUAGUGCCUGUAGGACUGAGCCAGUGCUUUAUCAACCCAACACAUCAUCACCAUGUGCAUACUCUGGAAAAAAAAAAUAGCUCCCUUAAAAGUUACAGAGGCUCUUAACGUGUUAAAACCGAAAAAUCACAUUUUUCUUGAUUUCAAAUAUGUUCUACGGCCUUACUGUUGGGAUGAUAUUUAGUAUGUAACUUAGCAUUCCAAUUUCUCAAGAAUUUUUAGGCCGGGUGUGGUGGCUCAUGCCUGUAACCCCAGCACUUUGGGAGGCCGAGGUGGGCGGAUCACGAGGUCAGGAGAUCGAGACCAUCCUGGCUAAUACGGUACCCCGUCUCUACUGAAAAUACAAAAAAAUUAGCCGGACGUGGUGGAGGGCGCCUGUAGUCCCAGCUACUCAGGAGGCUGAGGCAGGAGAAUGGCGUGAACCUGGUGAGCGGAGCUUGCGGUGAGCGGAGCUUGCAGUGAGCCGAGAUUGCGCCACUGCACUCCAGCCUGGGCGACAGAGCGAGACUCUGUCUCAAAAAAAAAAAAAAAAUUUUUAGCAAAACAUCCUGUUUUUACUUAAAAUUCUUCUCAUAUUUAUUAUAGUUAGAAGGCAAAGAUGAUCAAGAUGACCUGCCGUUUGACUGCUUUUACAUCAAACUCUGCCCAGUAUUUGCAGCACAACUCAGGGGAAGGGCCUUAGCUUACAGGUACUCCCAGCCUUCAUCUGCCCCUGCAGAGCAGUGGCAGUCAGCUGGAUGCGGCACUUUUCUGUAUUUUCAUCCACACAGCUGCCCAGCCAGAGUUCGCAACACUGGAUAUUUACACCAAAUAAUUGUGGUUGACUUGUCUGAAGCCAACUGACAAAAGGAUCAGCUUUUCCCACUUGUAUUUUUUAAAAAGAGGGAUUGUGAUCAUUGUCACAGAGUGGGUGCUGGCCUCUCAUAUAUAUGAUAUAUAUAUAUAUAUCAUUUUAUAUAUAUAUAUAUAAUAUACAUAAUUUUUACUGCUGUCUCUAGUUUUAAGUCCCAACAAUAGGAAGGCCGAUCAGCUAUACUGAUAUAUUUAAGGCUGUACUUAACUAAUUUGGGUUGAGGAUGAAUAUAUCAGCCACAGCACAUUAAAGAAUGAGCCAAGGAUUUGUCAUGGUUGGUCACUUUUUAAAGUAUUUGAUUACUGCAACUGGAGAAUGAAAAGUGUAUAUUGGUGACGCCAACCUCAGUUUUUGAGCACUCCUGCUCUGUGGUGAGAAUCAGACAAAAAUUCAUCGGGGUGAAAAAAAAAGGCAUUACCUGAUUCACACCCUUGUCUUGCUAGCCCUCUUCCAUUCAUUUCUCACAAAGCACUUUGCUCUGUUAAAUCCUCUCUCAGUCUCACACCAUUGCCUGCCCCUUCAAAGGGUAUGGUUCAGGCUCCUUUCAAGACAUUUGGAGUUUCUCUCUGGGGAAAGAGCACCCCCUACUGGUUUGGCUUCAGUCUAGGUCCACCGUCCCUCUCGAUCUGGCAUCUUGGAGAUUAAUUUAAAAGGCAAGCUCACCACAAUGUAAGCCUAUGGUCUGGCCAACCUUGCUUUUGGGAACUGUGACACCAAAGCCCCCAGGACUAUCUGCCUCUCCAGGAGCCAGAUAGAAUGACAUGCCUUUUUCCUAAUUGUCCACAUUCCACCCCCAACCCACUGCCACUGUGGGCCAAGCCAUCCGUCUUGCAGUCUUCAUCUAAAACAGCUCUAAUUUCAUGCCAGUUGUGCUCAAACCUGCACCGUCACAAGAUAUUCAGAAGAUGAAAACGUAGAAGACACCCCUGAAUUAAAAACACUUACAUAGCAGUGGCUGGAAUUACUCCAAAACGUGCCCAGUGCUCACACUGUAACAUGGGAUUUUCUCACCCAAAUAGGCAACUCAUGCUUCCUGAGUGUAAUCAAAGCAUGUGGUGUUUUGGGGCCAUAUGCACCAGGUUUCUAUUUUAGAAACCUUCAGCUGUCUUGCUUAUGUACCGUAUGUAAAUUUAUUCUUUUUAAAAAUCACUUUGAUUUUGACUUAUUAAAUGCUUUAAAAGCCA
Messenger RNA from Pan troglodytes (chimpanzee), 5223 nucleotides. It is a transcript of the gene SGPP2, whose product is annotated as sphingosine-1-phosphate phosphatase 2. Gene Ontology annotation, cellular component: endoplasmic reticulum membrane. Gene Ontology annotation, molecular function: sphingosine-1-phosphate phosphatase activity. The coding region runs from base 302 to 1501 and encodes 399 amino acids. Gene Ontology annotation, biological process: sphingosine metabolic process. The transcript has 5 exons. Lineage: Eukaryota; Metazoa; Chordata; Mammalia; Primates; Hominidae. The record is from RefSeq and is a predicted model, not a curated record.